Molecule: messenger RNA, 3884 nt
Organism: Eucalyptus grandis
Lineage: Eukaryota; Viridiplantae; Streptophyta; Magnoliopsida; Myrtales; Myrtaceae
Exons: 3
Coding region: 614-3481 (955 amino acids)
Source: RefSeq, a predicted model, not a curated record
GCCCGCCUCGUGCUCUCCUCUCUUCUCUCUCCCGCAAUAUUCUCCUUCCCAUCUUCCCUCCAUCUGCAGUCCCUGCAAGUCCGACUGACGCAGACAGAGAGAGAGAGAGACUUCUCCUCUGCAGCUCGUCCCGAACUUUUGUCCCUGACUCCAAAGAAAUUCGGGGCCUUGGCUUGGCUUAGCCGGCUACACGCUUAGUGUCAGUGUGUGUGUGUGUACGAGAGUUGACGCGGUCGCUGAUCCGUCGCGUCGGUUUCGCCUCCCUCCGUUUUUGGCGCGAGCUCCCCUCCCCUCUCUUGUCUCUUCCCUCGGGUAGUCCAUCUCCACCACAUUGCCUCGCCGCUCGCCCUCCUCUCUCCGGGGUGGGAUUCGGGUCGGUGGGUCUCGACCGGUUUCCGAUUUCGCGGCGAUCCUGGACGGCUCGCGCCCGCCGUUCGCCUCCGGGCCUUUUUUUUGACCUGUUGGGUUCGGUAGUGCAUUCAGAAUGUCACAUAAGAGCAAUUUGUCACGGUGAACUGUGAGAGCGAAAGGCUGGAUGUGGAUUCUGAAAUUAUCUGGUGUCAUGUCAUCUGAUGUUUGAUCUGGAAAUCAACACCUAGUAUCUGCUGGAGAAAUGGGAAAAGACGUUGAGGUGAAAAAUUACCCAAGGCUUCAGCAAAUCUCCAAGAAGGGGAAGGAGAGGGUCUUUUCGCCCCGUGGGUCUGAAACUAUAAAGUUCCCAGAAAAGUUAAAGGUUGAAAAUGGUCAGUGUCUGCAAAAUGUGCGCCGCCAUCAUGAACCGGUAGAAAAUUUAGAUGCCCGAGCAAUCUGCCAGUAUACUUCAGGAAAUCAACAGAGGCAGUUUUUCAAGGGAAAGGUCACCAAGGAUGAUGAUCUUGUCAAGCACAUGAAAAACUUGCCGGGCUAUCUCCAGAGCAUGGAAAAGGGAGAAAACCUUCAAGGUAACGCUCUGAAUGUUGGAGUUCUAGAUUGGGAACGUCUUGAGAAAUGGAAGCCGAGUCAAAACUGUGAUUUUAGAAGAGGUAGGUUCAGUUCAUCUCUGAGUGGCAUCGACAGGUCUUUGAAUAUCUCUGAAGGGUCAUUUAGCUUACCCAGUGAUGCUCGCACUGCAAUACUUACUCAGAAAAGCAAGCUACAGGCUUCUGCUAGUUUCGAUCCCCUUUCUUCUGCUAAAGAUGGCCUUUCUCGAUGUCCAAGACCAGCUAACCGAAAAGGCAUGCGUGGUCAAGAUGCCACACAUGUUUCCAAAUUCACUUUAGAUGAGAAGACGAAGAAGAAACCAGUUUCCACAUAUGAGUCUCCUGAAGGAAACCAUUCUAAUAUCAAGCGUAAAACUGGCAGAACUGAAGAAGGUAAAAGGAUUGCUUCAGGUACAAACAGUCCAUUGAACUUGAAAAACCGCAGGAAUUUUCCAAGUUCAAAGGAGAAUUUCAGAGGUUUUAAUGCUCAUGCAGUGAAGAAAGUUGUGGAAAUCCCUCAACUGGUUUCUAAAGAAAAUUAUGUAGAGCAAAGAAACACUUCAAGGAUAGGUGCUUCAUCAUCUUCAGAACCAGGGAAACUUGAGGUCCCUUUGAUUGCAAAAAAAGAUGAAAUUAAUGGAAAGGUGGAUAACCCUCAGGAUUCAGAUGUACAUUUGGAUUAUAAGUUCUCUUCCGGGAAGCACACAAACAUAGUUCUUCUUUUACCCAAAAGAUUUCCCAAGAGCAAUCUUGCAGAAACGUCACAGCAAAAUGAUAUCAUGAGAGUCCCAGCUCAGAGUUCAUGUCGAGUAAGUCAGGAUAGUUCAUCUGGCUCCUUACUCUCUGAGGACCAUUCCACUGAACUAUGUCCUGAAAUUCCAUUCUCCUGUCCUCUGCCAUCUCAUGACACGACUCAUUGUGAAAUCCUUCACCGAGCUGCGAUGCUGUCUCCUGAUUCAUCUCCCCGUUUUCCUAGCGUGAAGAAACUGUCUGAUAUUCCCUCAGAAGUCAAACGUGGUCGGAAGCACCGGUCAAGCAGUGCACUAUUGAAUCAAAAUCUAGCUGCUAACCUGAAUAUUCUGGAGCUAGAAGCAGCUGAAAUGGAAUCAGGGAGAGGCAGCAAUUCAUCUCCCAACCACCGAUUCAGCUUUAGUUUAGGUCGGAUGAGGAAGAGUUUCAGCUUCAAAGAAAAUACUUCUGCUCCGCAGUUGAGCUCGACAUAUGUCAGUGCCAAGUCUGGUCCAGUGGGAACUGGAGAUGCUCCUUGUCUUGACUUCCCAAGCCAUGAGAGAGUGAAUGCUCCAACAAGAAGUAGAUCCAGCCCUUUAAGAAGAUUGCUGGACCCACUGCUGAAGUCUAGAUCAGCGAAUUCACAUAGUUCAGCUGAAAAUAUCACGCCAUUCAAAGGGAUGUUGCACUCAAUCAGCCCCAGGCCAAUAACUGCCAAUGAACUACUAGUCAUUGAAAAGCACGACGAAUCGAAAGUUCAAGCUCUAUUGCAGCUCACCAUGAAGAAUGGGCUGCCUUUGUUCAAGUUUGUGGUUGACAACAAUAGCAACAUUCUUGCAGCCACAGUGAAAGAUUCACCCCCUUCUGGAAAGGAUGGUGCUGGUUGUAGCUACACCUUUUACUCUGUUAAUGAAAUCAAGAAGAGAGGUGGGUGGAUGGGUCAUGGAAGCAAAGUUAAAGGAGGCGACUUUGAGUACAGUGUUGUUGGUCAGAUGCAGGUAUCAGACAAAGCAUAUUCUCACUUGGCAGCAGAAAGUUUCGGUGAGGACAUUAUUACGAGAGAGUUUGUCUUGUCUGGUGCAAGACAAGCAGAUGCAGAGUUGCCAGACUUUCUUCCUAACAGGGAACUUGCUGCCAUCGUCUUCAAGAUAGGAGCUGAUAAUUUUAGAUGCGAUAGAGAACAAGCGGAUUGCUGUAAAAAUUAUAGUAACUGGAACCCUGAAGAUUCUUUACUAGAGCAUAACUGCGAUUGCAAGUUCGCUAAUUCAAACCGUAAACCUAGCUCGGUAACAGUAAUACUUCCAGGGGGUGUUCAUGGUGUGCCUAACGAGGGGGAACCUUCUCCACUGAUUUACAGGUGGAAAACUGGUGGAUCAUGUGAUUGUGGUGGCUGGGACACUGGCUGCAAAUUGCACGUGCUUUCUAAUCAGAACACUUACUCUAAUACUCCAAACUCAAAAGCCUGCUCAAUCUCCGAUCACCUCGAACUAUUUGUCCAGGGAGAUGCUCAACUGGAAAGCCCCAUUUUCAGAUUAGCACCGUUUAGGGAGGGGAUCUACUCCAUCGAGUUCAAUUCGUCAAUCUCAUUGUUACAAGCAUUUUUCAUAUGUGUUGCAGCCCUUAGCCGUCGAGCUUCUUCCAAUCCAUCUGAAGGCAAUUGCUCGCCCGAAAUAAGCACUGUGGGAGAACUGGCUUUGAAUAGGAACGUCCCAUUGAAAGCCCCCUCCAUAAUAAAACAAGGCCGAGCUAAAUAUGCUCCAUUCCCACCCCGGUCCCCUUUCGGGAGAGUUUGAACUUGGAACUUCCUGCAGAGAUGGAUAUUUUCAUUCCGGCUGCAGGAAACCUUCAGCAGGACGGCGAAACAGGUAAAAUGCGCCUUGCAAAACCGUGGUGUAGAUCGCUAGUGUGGACGCUUGUCGUCAAAGAAUUGAAAUGACGUUCAAGAAAAGAUCCUUUCAAACAUGCGGGAACAAAUCUGUACGAAUCUGUUUUGCCAUUGCAUUUCUGGUGCAAGUUGUAACACUGUAUUAGAACCAGCCAUGUACAAAAGCAAAAAAAAAAUAACAUCAAUUAAGUGUAUCCUACAAUUUGUCAAGUGAAUGUAACACGUCUACUCCUUUGUAGUUUCUAGCAGCAGCAAGGACGAACGGACUGAACAUUAAAAGUUUUGACAAUGUUAGUGCUGGUUGCUGAUUA